AAAAAAAUAACAGCACGAAAAUGUAAACAUAACUCUAACUUUUAAUUUAUUUUUAUAGCUUACCUAGACUUUCCAAAGAACUAAGGCACAACAAUUGAAACAAACAGCAGCGGACAAGCAGCAGUAAUGGCUGAAGCUGAAGCAGCAAUUUCGAAACAAGAGGAAGGAGGGCAAAGAGAAAAUCAUCCCAUGACGAAAGGCAGAAAGGAGAAGAGGAAAGAAAUUAAGAAGAUGAAGAGGAAGCAGUUGAGGAAGGAAGCAGCGGAGAAGGAGAGGGAGGCGGAAGAGGCCUGGCUCAACGACCCCGAGGAGCAAAAGAGGAUUGCUAGAGAGGAGGAGGAGGAGCGAAAGAGGAGAGAGUUAGCUUUGAGGGAGUUCGAAGAGAGGGAGAGAGCGUGGAUCGAGGCUAUGGAUAUUAAGAGAAAAGCUCAAGAAGAUGAAGAAGAACAGCAGAAGAGAAGGGAUGAUUCGGAGGAUGCAAAUGGAGAACAACGGCAACAGGAAGAUAGGGGUGAUGAUUGGGAAUACGUAGAAGAAGGCCCUGCUGAAAUUAUCUGGCAAGGAAAUGAGAUUAUUGUUAGGAAAAAGAAAGUUAGGGCUCCAAAAGGAGAAGCAAUUCAAAAGUGUAAAGAAGAGGAUGCUGAUAGGCCUACAUCAAAUCCUCUUCCUCCACAAUCUGAAGCUUUUUCAGACUACCUGAACACAUCAUCAGCACAAGAGGUGUUAGAGAGUGUUGCUAAAGAAGUACCUAACUUUGGAACUGAACAGGAUAAAGCUCAUUGUCCUUUCCACUUAAAGACCGGAGCCUGUCGAUUCGGUCAGCGUUGCAGUAGAGUUCAUUUUUACCCUGAUAAAUCAUGCACGCUGCUCAUGAGGAACAUGUACAAUGGUCCUGGCCUUGCAUUGGAGCAAGAUGAGGGGCUUGAGUAUACGGAUGAAGAGGUUGAACAGUGUUAUGAAGAAUUUUACGAGGAUGUGCACACAGAGUUCUUAAAAUUUGGGGAAAUUGUUAAUUUUAAGGUGUGUAAGAACGGUUCAUUCCACUUGAGGGGAAAUGUUUACGUGCAUUAUAAAUCACUAGAAUCUGCUGUCCUUGCUUAUGAUUCAAUAAAUGGGCGAUACUUUGCUGGCAAACAGGUAAAAUGUGAGUUUGUCAACAUUACCAGAUGGAAGGUUGCCAUUUGUGGGGAAUUUAUGAAGUCAAGAUUGAAGACAUGUUCUCGUGGAACUGCCUGCAAUUUUAUCCACUGUUUCCGGAACCCUGGCGGAGACUACGAAUGGGCAGAUUGGGACAAACCACCCCCUAGGUAUUGGAUGAAAAAGAUGGCUGCUUUAUUUGGAUAUGGUGAUGAGGCUGAGUUUGAGAAACAGAGAGAGCAAGACAAUUUUGGGCAUUUGAGGAACCCUAACCAUCUGGUAAAAUCAGAUGAUGAUAGGCACCGCUCUAGAAGAUCAAUAUCCAGGGAGAGGGGCAAGAAUAAUGAUAGAAAACAAAGAAAAGAUUUAGAUGGGAGAUGUGAUCGACAGAAGACAAGUUUAAAACGGGAACAAAACAGUGAGAGAAUCCUUGAUACCAGUUCUGAUGGAGGUUAUUCAGAAAGUGAUAUAGAUGGCGCCAGAGAUACUGAUAAAAUUAGAAGCCAUUUUCAUGCUAAGAGAAACUCAAAAUGGCAGAGUGAUUCAUCAGAAUACUUGGCUGAUACGAACAGGGUCUAUGAAGACAGAGAAUGUCAGACCAAGAAAAGGAGAAGGCAUCAAAGUAAAGGGGAAUAUGGAGGCAGUGUUGUCUGCAUUCAUGAAGAUUAUGGAGAUCAGUUGGAUAGAGACAGAGACAGUGGUAAAAGCUCAAGACACUAUAUCAGAGAAUCAUCCCUGAAUGAUUGGGGGGCUAGCAAGAACAAAAUUCAUGUUUCAGAUUCACUUGUAAAGCAGUUGAGUACUGUCAGUGACAGAGAAAGUCAUCAUCAUAAUAGACAGAAAAGCUCAGGAAACCUGGACGAAGUUUUAGGACCUGAUGAUUAUGGCAAUGCUGACUAUAGGACUCAUGAGAGUAAUUCUAGUGAUCAUGGGUCUGAGAGGAAUAAGGGCAGACAUUAUGAUCAUCAGAGUAAGCGUUCACAACACUUGGUUGAAUGUUCUGAACUCCUAGAUGCUCCAGUUCAUCAAGCAAAGUUGAAAGAUAAACGAGACCUAAAAAGGGGUAGGCACUCAAGGCACAGGUAUGAGGAGAUCGAUUUUUCCGAUGAUCGUGAGGGGAAACAUCAUGUAAAACGCAGAUCUCAUGGUCAUAAAAGACGAUGAGAAAAGGCCAAAUAGGGAUACUUAAAUUCUAGCAUCCACGAAUAGAAAGCUUCUAAUCUUAUAAUUUUUUUUUGAAUUAGCUCUAGGAUCCAAGGUGUAGCUUCUACGGUCGUACACAAUCUAAAGAUGUGGCAACUUGUUUAGGACCAUAUAGCACAGUGGAAGCAAUGUAGAAAGGACGGAGACGUUAACUAGACUUGCACAUGACCUUGCACGCUGGCAUCCAAUCUAAAUGUUAAUGUGAUUAUGUUUUACUUUGUGACAGCACAAUUGUUUCCUUGGCUACUAGCUUGGUAGGCUUCAGUGGAUAAGGUCAGAGUUUGUAACAUCCCUUAUCUGUCCUGGUUUAUGGUACAAAUAGAUGUUUUUUUUAACACAAAUGAAUAAAAAUUUUAAAGUUUCAAUACUUUAAA
Gossypium arboreum is the source of this 2714-nucleotide messenger RNA. RefSeq names its product zinc finger CCCH domain-containing protein 5. Gene Ontology annotation, cellular component: spliceosomal complex; U2AF complex. Bases 127 to 2301 code for a protein of 724 amino acids. The transcript is spliced from 9 exons. Gene Ontology annotation, biological process: mRNA splicing, via spliceosome. The record is from RefSeq and is a predicted model, not a curated record. NCBI's taxonomy places the organism in Eukaryota, Viridiplantae, Streptophyta, Magnoliopsida, Malvales, Malvaceae. Gene Ontology annotation, molecular function: metal ion binding; pre-mRNA 3'-splice site binding.